AAAAAACAAUAAAGAUGUACAGUGCUCGAGACGAAUCGUUGACGGAGCGCUUUGUCACGUACGAGGGGGCGGGGCUUAGCUCGCGCGAGACUAACAUGUCAACUGAAAAUAACGGUAGAAUUUUUAAAACUGAUUUGCCGUCGUUCACUUGCGAAACCGCCCAACUUUUCAGUCAGCAUGUUUGCCUACGUCCGGUUUAUCGACGACAACAUCCGUCAGAUAGUGCCCUUGGACCAUAUAAAAGACUUCUGUCCACAGGACGUCAAGGAUUUUGAAAUAAAGAAAAAAAAUAUCAUAUUUUGUGGAAGAAAUCCCCAGAGGACCAGGGACAAUACUACAAAGCACAGAUAUUAAAAUUGGCUGAAACUAAAGAGGAAUUAACUCGUGAGAGAAUCUCGAUACCCCCACUCGAUAGUGAUGAGGAAGACCGGUCAUCCUCGAGAAGGUCCAUGAAUCCAUCUUGUGACAACACAAAUGACAAGAAAAAAAAAAAGGCAGCAGUUCAAAGCAUACAAAAAAGGAAGAAUUUAAUGGAUAUCCUAAAAGAAAAGAAAAAAGUUAUCCAGACCAGUUUUGAAUCACAAGAGGAACAUGUCCCCAUGGCUGUGCACAAGGAACUGCAAGACAAAUAUUACAACCUCAAAAAAAGGAUGCGAGAGGAGGAGAUGGCUAAUGAAGAAAAUGGGAAAAAAAUUAAAUGCUUAAAAGAAGAGAAAAGGGACAUGAAGGCUGAACUGCAGCAACUAAGGUGGUUAAACCUAAAUCUCCAAGAGGAGCUUUUCCAAAAAAAAAAAAAUAACACAGAAUGAGACCUCUUCUGCAGUCCAUACUCCACUCCCACAACAGCCAUUUCAUGGUCCAGAAAAACUAGCAGAAGAGCAAACAGACAUGAUACCCAAAAUAAAACGAAAAGAACCACAGACCUCUUCUGCAGGCCACACUCAACUCCCACAGCAACCAGUUCUUGGUCCAGAAGAACCAGAAGAGGAGCUAAGACACAGCGAUGGCAAGGAUCUAGGAUACGGAGUCAUGAUACCCACAAAAAAAUGGGACAUUGUGAGGAGAGUUGAGGGUGACUCAAAAUUCUGUAAGAGCCUGGCUGUUGUUAUAUGGGGUACCACAGUCCUCAAACAGAGGAGCGUUACUGGCAUGAAAUGCAACGCUAAAAAAGCUGCUGAGGCAAAACCUCCUCUGACUCCUGAAAAGGUGUCAGCUAUCAAAGAAUGUCUGUCUCAGAAGCUGAAGGAAAGAGGCCACACCUCAGAGGAAAUAAAUAAGCGCCUCCUAAGUGUGCGAAAAUACCUGGCUGAGAAGAUCAGUGACAUAAACUGGAUAAAAACUGUCAUUGGUCUAAGCCAGCCACAGUGAAGCCACAAACACACUUCAUAAUUCCUGUA
Cyprinus carpio (common carp) is the source of this 1397-nucleotide messenger RNA. RefSeq names its product BEN domain-containing protein 5-like. The record is from RefSeq and is a predicted model, not a curated record. Gene Ontology annotation, molecular function: DNA binding. Bases 889 to 1368 code for a protein of 159 amino acids. The transcript has 9 exons. NCBI's taxonomy places the organism in Eukaryota, Metazoa, Chordata, Actinopteri, Cypriniformes, Cyprinidae. Gene Ontology annotation, biological process: negative regulation of DNA-templated transcription.